Lachancea nothofagi CBS 11611 is the source of this 1701-nucleotide messenger RNA. The record is from the annotation of a GenBank genome assembly. Lineage: Eukaryota; Fungi; Ascomycota; Saccharomycetes; Saccharomycetales; Saccharomycetaceae.
AUGAUAUCAAAGUUCCAUGUUUUACCCAAGCAGGGUAUGGGACAUGCAACAAGAAUGAUGCGCCAGUUGAGAUGUUUCAGCACACCUCCCAAAUAUAAUGAGGGUCUCCGCAGGUCCACUGGUGCUCUUGCUGCAUUAUCUCUCGGGGUUGGUGUGUGUUUGGGGCUUUACAUCUCAUAUGUACCACACUCAUCAAAGCAAGUAUUUCCUUUGGCCUCCAUUACUCCCCUCCAUGAGCUGAAUCCCCCACAGUAUGGCAGUGAAGAAGAUUUAAAAAAUUGUAUUAUAGAAAUCCAAAAGAUCAUUGGUGAUAAUUCGGUUGCAGACAGCGAGGCUGAGAUCGAUCAUCAUACAGAUAAUGGAUUCAAUCCAUCUAAGCCACUGCCGCAUCAAAAGCCUAGAUAUGUGAUUUAUCCAGAGUCUACCGAGGACGUGUCUCACAUUAUGCAGAUCAUCAACAAGUACAGUAUUCCUGUAGUGCCUUACUCCGGGGGGACGGCAUUGGAAGGUCACACCUAUUCUACGAGGCCAGGCAUCGUUUUGAACACUUCCAGAAUGAACAAAAUCCUGCAAGUCAAUGUUGAUGAUCUUGAUGCUGUUGUUCAAGCAGGCGUUGGCUGGCAACAACUGAAUGAGCAUCUAUCAAAGCAGAAGGACAUGGAAAACUUGAUGCUCGGUUGCGAUUGCGGUCCUGGUGCACAUAUUUGUGGAAUGGUGAGUACUAAUGCCUCAGGUAUCGGCGCUACCCGCUAUGGAUCGAUGGCAUCGAAUGUUAUCUCGAUUAAAGCUGUCUUAGCUGAUGGAACAGUAAUCAAAACCAAACAGAGGCCAAGAAAGUCCAGCGCUGGAUACAACUUGACAGGACUACUGGUUGGAAGCGAAGGAACAUUGGCUGUUGUGACUGAAGUUGUAGUAAAGCUUCAAGUCAAACCCGCCUACGAGGCUGCUGCUGUGGUUCAAUUUCCUUCUGUAAAUGACUGCACCAGGUCUAUGGCGUCUUUUUUCAAAAGUGGUCUUCCCCUCAACGCGGUAGAGCUUUUGGACUCUGACAUGAUGCGGUGUAUCAACUACAGCGACUUGGUGACGAAGAAAUUUGAAAACAUGCCAACUCUAUUUAUCAAAAUUGGAGGGCUGAACAGGAUAAUUGUGGAAGAAUAUAUUAAGGAAGUAAAAUCAAUUUCUCAAGCAAAUCAUUGCAGUUCUUUUGAGUUCGCCAGAUCCGCUGAAGAGGCCGAAGAGCUCUUUUCUGCACGAAAGAACGCUUUGUAUAUGAUGCUGGAUUAUGGAUUCAACGAAAUCAGCCCUGAUGCCAAAAUGUGGAUUACUGAUUGCGCUGUACCGCUUUCUCGGUUAGCAUCAACCCUGGAACAAUUAAACGAAAUGAUGAAGGAAUACCCUAUGCAGCACAUGGUAUUAGGGCAUGGGGAUGCCAAUUUGCACUAUGAUAUCUUUUACACGCCAGAUCAAUAUGAAAUGUGUAGAGAGGCUGUUGAUAGGAUGGCCAAGCUCACUAUUGCUAACGAGGGUACCUGCUCCGGGGAACAUGGUAUUGGUGCUGGAAAAAGGGCACUUUUGGAAACCGAGUUGGGCGAAGACACUAUUUCAAUGAUGCGCAAGUUGAAGUUGGCUCUCGAUCCCAAACGACUACUAAAUCCGGAUAAAGUUUUUAAAACAGAUCCUCUCGAUGAAAACACCAAAUGA